Molecule: messenger RNA, 1316 nt
Organism: Eruca vesicaria subsp. sativa (arugula)
Lineage: Eukaryota; Viridiplantae; Streptophyta; Magnoliopsida; Brassicales; Brassicaceae
Source: the annotation of a GenBank genome assembly
AUGGAUGAGAGUAAUCAUGGAGGCUCACUCCCACCUUUCCUCACCAAAACGUACGAGAUGGUUGAUGACUCCUCAUCUGAUUCAAUCGUCUCGUGGAGCCCUCAAAGCAACAAAAGUUUCAUCGUUUGGAACCCACCAGAGUUCUCAAGAAACCUUCUUCCAAGAUUCUUCAAACACAACAACUUCUCAAGCUUUAUCCGACAGCUUAAUACAUACGGUUUUAGAAAAGCUGAUCCUGAGCAAUGGGAGUUUGCGAAUGAUGAUUUCGUGAGAGGUCAGCCUCAUCUUAUGAAGAACAUUCAUAGACGCAAACCUGUCCACAGCCACUCUCUAACGAGUCUCCAAGCUCAGCAGAACUCAUUGACUGAUUCAGAACGACAGAGAAUGAAUGAUCAGAUCGAGAGACUGGUUAAGGAGAAAGAAGUGUUGCUUGGAGAGUUACAUAAACAAGAGAGGGAACGAGAGAUGUUUGAGGAACAAGUUAAACAACUUAAAGAUCAGUUACAAGACAUGGAGAAGCGUCAGAAGACAAUGGUUUCGUUUGUCUCUCAAGUGUUGGAGAAACCAGAGCUUGCUUUGAAUCUCUCUCCGUAUCUACACGAGACAAACGAGAGGAAGAGAAGGUUGAACCAAACAUGUCUUGUUGCUGUGGGUGAGGAUGAGGAAGGCUCCACAAGCCCUUCUUCACACGCGAGAGAGCUUCAGGUGGAACAGUUAGAGUCAUCAAUAGCGGUUUGGGAGAAUCUUGUAUCCGAUUCUUGCGAGAGUUUGGGACAAGAAACAAGAAGCAUGAUGAUGACACUUGAUGUGGAUGAAUCAUCUACUUGUCCUGAAAGCCCUCCUCUUUCUUGCAUGCAUCUAAGUACCGACACGCGUAAGUCUCCUCCUUCUCCAAGGACUAUCGACAUGAACUCUGAGUCUAUGGCGCCUGCUCCGCCUUCUCCAGGAGCAGGAGUGAAUGAUGUCUUCUGGCAGCAGCUUUUGACAGAGAAUCCUGGCUCAACUGAGCAGCGGCAAGUUCAAUCAGAGAGGAAAGACGAUAAAGCUGAGAAAUGUUGUUGGGAUUCGAGGGAUGUAAAUACUAUUACAGAACAGCUUGGACAUCUGACUUCUUGAGAUAGAGAAGUUGUUAUGUUUAAGGAUCUCUACUUCAGAUCCUUUUUUUUUUCUUUUUCUUCUUGUAACAAAUGUUUCUUUUUCUUGGGUUUGGUUCUGCUUUUCAGCAUCACAUGCAUGUCCUUUCAGUUAUAACUAUAUCAGACUAUUAGUCUUGUAGGACUAUAGAAGCUUAUCCUGAAAACAUUGUUCAGUUAUUU